GGAGCUGGCCAACUACUUGAUAUGGAAAAUUAUAGAAAGAUUUAAGAAUGACUUCAUUGAUUGGAGCUGGGAGCCUCGUCGUCAGGAAUGCUUCGAUUUCACUUACAGCAAUUUCCAAAUAAUACUGGAUUCCAUCUAUAUACGAAAGCAUUUCCCAGAAGACAGCAGGAAAGCCGCUAUAGAGUUAACAACUUACGUUGAAAAUGAAUAUUUAAAUUUUCUAGAAAAAAUUGAUUGGAUGGAUGAAGAAUCUAAAGCAUACUCCAUGAAAAAGGCUAAUGCCAGGAAGUUACAUUAUGGUUAUGAGAAAGAAAUUCUGAAUGAUUCUUUUUUAUCGCACUUUUACACUAAUUUAACGUUUAAAGAUGAAGAUUUUAUUUGUAACAUUCUGAAAUUGAAGAAAUGGUUACUUAACAAACCUUUCUCUCAACGGAAAUCAAAGCCAGAACAUCUUAAAAUUAAAUCGUCACCGUUCUUUAAAAUGAUCGACUCGAGGGCUAGUUUUGACCCUACAACCAACAAAAUUGAAAUUACUGCUGCAUUCUUCCAAAAUCCCUUGUUCAACAAAGAUCAACCCAAUUACCUGAAUUUUGGAGCGCUGGGUUUCAUUUAUGGACACGAAAUUAUUCAUGGAUUCAAUGGAGAGUCUUCUGGUGAAAUGUUGGAUAACUUUUGGAGCAAUGAAACGAACUAUCAGUUCAAAAUAAAAACUAAGUGUUUCUUAGACCAGUACGCUAAAUAUACUAUUCGUAAUGGAAUGAAGGUGGAUAGUAAUAAAACGCAAAACGACAAUAUAGCUGACAACAUUGGUUAUGAACUAGCUUAUCUGGCUUAUCAAUCAUGGCUUAGAGAUAAUGGAAGGGAGCCAGUGCUGCUGGGAUUGAAGUAUACACAAAAUCAAUUAUUCUGGAUAAGUGCAGCUAGUAAUCUAUGCAUGAAAUUCUCGACAGUUGCUGAGGCGCAACGAUUAGAAAUGGAUUAUCACAGUCCGGCACAAUUUAGAGUGAUAGGAGCAAUUUCUAACGUACCCGAAUUUGCUAGAGACUUCAAUUGCCCGCCAGAUUCACCUAUGAAUCCAAAAAACAAAUGCCGAGUUUGGAGGGACAACUAAACAAGUCCGAAAUAUCAGAAAAUAAUGCCAUUCUUAUAUGGUGUUAGAAGUUUGCUGCUAUUAUUAUUGCAACUUUUGAAAUAACAGAAAAAGGUCUAUGAACUUUUUUUUCUGUAUGGUUUGAAUAAAAUACUAAAACUAUU
Molecule: messenger RNA, 1254 nt
Organism: Stegodyphus dumicola
Lineage: Eukaryota; Metazoa; Arthropoda; Arachnida; Araneae; Eresidae
Product: neprilysin-2-like
Biological process (GO): protein processing
Cellular component (GO): plasma membrane
Molecular function (GO): metalloendopeptidase activity
Source: RefSeq, a predicted model, not a curated record